Molecule: messenger RNA, 1248 nt
Organism: Aspergillus puulaauensis
Lineage: Eukaryota; Fungi; Ascomycota; Eurotiomycetes; Eurotiales; Aspergillaceae
Gene: FOL3
Product: dihydrofolate synthase
Exons: 1
Coding region: 1-1248 (415 amino acids)
Biological process (GO): folic acid-containing compound biosynthetic process
Cellular component (GO): cytosol; mitochondrion; cytoplasm
Molecular function (GO): ATP binding; dihydrofolate synthase activity; tetrahydrofolylpolyglutamate synthase activity
Source: RefSeq, a predicted model, not a curated record
AUGAUUGAGCUCGGUCUUAGCCGGAUAUCCAGCCUCCUCCAACAGACCCCGCUGUCAUGGAAGGCCAUUCACAUCGCCGGCACGAAUGGCAAAGGCUCGAUCAGCGCAUACCUAUCGCAUCUCUUAAACUCCGGGGGUGUUCGAUGUGGCCGAUUUACCUCCCCACACUUGAUUGAUCGCUGGGAUUGCAUCACCAUUAACGAACGGGUUGUCCAGGAGUCUCUCUUCCGUCAGAUCGAGGCCAGAGUCAAGCUGCGGGAUCAAACGCUAGGCAUUGGCGCGAGCGAGUUCGAGCUAUUGACGGCAACGGCGUUCGAGAUCUUCAACCAUGAGCAGGUCGAGGUCGGAGUUGUCGAGGUUGGCAUGGGCGGCCGCUUGGAUUCCACAAAUAUUCUGAACAACGUGUUGGUGUCGGUUAUCGCCAAGAUUGGCCUCGACCACCAGGCUUUCCUAGGGAACACCAUUGAACAAAUUGCGCGGGAGAAGGCUGGAAUACUGAAGCCAGGUGUCAGUUGUGUGGUCGAUGGCACCAACUGUGCGGAGGCGAUAGGGGCCAUCAAAGACCGCAUCGGGGAACUUGGUCUGAGUGCUGCUAUCGUUCAUCCGGAUGCCCCAGAUGACCAAUUACCUUCCCUUGGUAAAUUGUUUCAGCAGCAUGACCUACAGACUCAUCAAAAGGCGAACAUGUCGUGUGCAGCCGCUUCGUUGAAAGCCCUUCUACCACGGAUCCGCCCGGACCUUAAGGCCGACACCCUAAUCCCGCAACUCACUUCCGUCGAAUGGCCAGGUCGCUUACAGAAACUUGCGCUACAGCCGUUGACCGCACGCAAAGAACCUGUACUGUUGGAUGGUGCACACAACGCCCAGUCAGCUGAAGUUCUUGGAGAAUACGUCGAUCGCAAACUGCGCUCCCUGGGAAAGAACAUCACCUGGGUUAUUGCAGCCUCACAUGGGAAGGAUAUUCGCCCAUUAUUCCAUUCAGUUAUCAAUCCCGGCGAUGUUGUUGCGACGACAACCUUUGGACCCGUUGAUGGGAUGCCUUGGGUCAAGGCUGCCAACCCUGAGGAGCUGUCUUCAUGUGUUCGGGAUAUCCAAGGUAUCGGGGAGGUACAGUCGUUCAACCAAGACACCCUUGGCGCGCUUGAAUGGGCGUGUAGCAGGGCGGACGGCGAACCUCUAGUUAUUGCAGGGAGCCUUUAUCUCGCAUCUGACGUUUUGCGUCUUCUCAGGGAGGCGAAAAAAUCAUGA